AAUAUCUCCUGUCCCUCUAUAUAUACCAAACUCUGGUUGGUCUUCAUCUUCACCAUUCACCUUCUUAAAACCCUAACUAGCUCAGAGCCACCAUGGAUUUCAAACCACUGUUUCUACUUCUCUUCUUCCUCUCUGCUACAACCGCCACAGCUCCGGCUCCUCCGGUAGCCAAGCCACCGCCAACUCCUUAUCCGCCUGCCGUCAAGACAGCACCGCCUCCACCGACGCCGCCGCGCGCGCCUGUCAAGCAGACACCUCCUCCUCCUCCUGCACCAGUCAAGACAACUCCCCCUCCGCCGCCUGCUCCAGUCAAGGCGCCGCCGUCUCCUCCUUCGCCGCCGGCGAAGCCACCCGUCGGACCUCCUGCUACCCCAGUAUAUCCGGCGCCCCCUCCCCAUCCGCCGAGAAACAGAGAAGAGUGCGCGCCGCCAUGCACGGUGAGGUGCAAGCUGCACUCGAGGAAGAAAGUGUGCCUGAGAGCGUGCAUGACCUGCUGUGAACGCUGCAAAUGCGUGCCGCCGGGGCAGUACGGCAACCUGGAGAAGUGCGGUAGCUGCUACGCCAACAUGACCACCCGCGGCGGCCGGCGCAAGUGCCCCUAGAUCCCCGGCCGACCUCAAUCCGCCAUUGUUGCGCCUUUCUAGGAGCUCUUUAAUUUAUUGUCACUACUAUAUAUGCCCCUCCUCGAUGUAGCUGUAUUUCUCUCAUAUCUCUACUCUACCAACCUAAGAAUAUAUUCUAUUCUCUAAAUCUCUAUCUUCGGUAUUAUGGCA
This is a messenger RNA of Ipomoea nil (Japanese morning glory), 773 nucleotides long. Its product is annotated as gibberellin-regulated protein 14-like. The coding region runs from base 93 to 602 and encodes 169 amino acids. Lineage: Eukaryota; Viridiplantae; Streptophyta; Magnoliopsida; Solanales; Convolvulaceae. The transcript has 2 exons. The record is from RefSeq and is a predicted model, not a curated record.